AUGGCGAAGGCGGCGGCCGGCAGGAAGCAGGAGCGGGACCCGGCGCGCUUCGUCUACGUGCCCCGCUUCGGCUCGCACCAGUGCGGCGGCGUCCUGCGGCUGGGCGGGCGCCGGGCCGGGGAGCGGGGGGCGGCGGGGGCCCGCGGCGAAGGGCAGCUGCCCCCCGGCUCCGAGCCCGGGGCCCCCGCGGCCUCCUCGGCGGCGCGGGCGUCGAGCGCGCGGAGCAGCGGGCGGGCGGCGGCGCGUGCAGGUUUAGCCCAGAAGAUGUUAGCUAGGAAGUUUGAGUUUCCCGUACAUUUCAGUGGAGCUUCCAAAGUGAUGAAGAAAAAGGAAAAGGUUUCAGUGUGGAAAAAAGUACACAAAGUCAUUUCUAGAAUGCUCGAAGAAAAUGAAAACUAUAGACUCAGGCUGAAACGCCAACGACUAGCUGGUGAAAACUGAGAUUACACAAGAUGAAUCUUCUCAUCGUCUUCUGUUAUAAUUUAAUUACGACGAGACUAGGAUUUGUGACAGCCUGUUCUUCUGUGACUGUUCAGCGAAUCUGCCUGUUUCCCGUGGAAGGACACGGUACCCGGGCAGAUGGCCCAGGCCUUGCCCGCCACGCAGUGUCCAAAGCCCCCGGCAGGGCGGGGCCUGCACCGUGGGAAUGUGCUGGGUAACUUUGAGGCUGCUGAAUUCUUGGGGAAAGCUUCCAGAUUUAGCUUAUGAAGCUCAAAUCCUUGUAAAAUGAGACAUUUACUUGUUUAUGCUGUAAUUUGUGCUGCACAAAGUUUUGUGGUGAAUGUGAAUGUUCAUUUCAAUGUCGGCUUUUUUUAUGUAACUUACACUACUUGACAUAGUCAGGUAACCUGUUUUAAUGAUUGAAUGUUUAUUAGAUUUAAAACUAAGUGUCAAGCUGGAUCCAGACUCAGUGCCUCGCUGUUCCAGAGCCCUGGGUAGUGGAGACUCCUAGGGAAAGAAAUGUUCUAGAUGGGCGCUCUACAUCUUUUCAUUGUUAUCUAAACAUUUCUGGUGAAAAUGUAUUAAACCUCUGUUUUUUUAAUAGAACAUAAUAACAACUUUUCUCUGCUGACAAUAUCUAGAAAGUACUCACAUCUGAUCACAGUGCCCAACCCCUUCCGCCCGCCUCCCUGCCUCUCCCACUCAAGGUAACCAUCACCGCA
This is a messenger RNA of Myotis myotis, 1163 nucleotides long. It is a transcript of the gene CUNH5orf47, whose product is annotated as chromosome unknown C5orf47 homolog. The transcript has 5 exons. The record is from RefSeq and is a predicted model, not a curated record. Bases 1 to 441 code for a protein of 146 amino acids. NCBI's taxonomy places the organism in Eukaryota, Metazoa, Chordata, Mammalia, Chiroptera, Vespertilionidae.